Molecule: messenger RNA, 879 nt
Organism: Diorhabda sublineata
Lineage: Eukaryota; Metazoa; Arthropoda; Insecta; Coleoptera; Chrysomelidae
Exons: 6
Coding region: 1-879 (292 amino acids)
Source: RefSeq, a predicted model, not a curated record
AUGUAUCUUCAGAAGUGGAUGUUGUUCUUGUGGGCGUUGAGUUUCACGGAUUUUACGAAAGUUACAGGAACGUUAGACGAUGAUGAUGAAGAUACUACCAUUUUGGAUGAUGAACUGCCAUUAAGACCAAAUGACAAAUACUCCAAUGAUGCUCAUCCGUACUUCGACGAUGAUACAGACAUAAACAACUUAUAUCAAGAAGAUAGAGAAAGAUUCGGAUGUUCGGAUAGAUUGGAAAAUGCUUUGGAUCAAGUGAGACGUAGGCAAAUAUCGAGAAGGAAAACUUUGCAGCUAGACGGAUACUCCCUCCAUCAAUCACUUCGUAGUGCUCCUUUAGAUAUGUACGUCACUAAUAUGAAAAUAAGGCUGCCGCCUACUGGAGGUUGGGUUAAAGUAGAUCGAUGCAGAUUCAAUCCAAGGAAUUCUAGUUUAGAAGCAAGACUUUUAUUCAAUGAUCUCACUAUAAUGGGGAAAGUGAAUCUGUUUAACGACGCCGAAUUACAAAGAGAACCUGUAGAUCCUCUGCCGGAAGAUACUUGCAAUAUGAUUCUAAGAUUACGAAAAGCAGGAAUCGGAUUUCAUACCGAACCAAUCCGUCGAGAAAAAGGUCACUUCAACGUACGAACAAAUUCUCAUUUUGUUGAACCCGGUUUCAUAUCAGUUUAUGCCUACGGUUGUGAACCAAAACUUAGAGAGCACAAACGUCAUUUUAGAGAAGAGUUUGAUGAAGAAACAGACGAAGGAUUAUCUAGAGAAAUGGAGGAUAUAUUUUUAAAAGGUAUCAGAUCUUUGUUAACAUCUUAUAUGCAAAAAGAACUGCAGCCAGCUAUUAAAGAAACUCUUAUGAGAAACAUGGGAUACACAGUGUCGUAUGGUUAA